ACUGAAGUCGCGUACUGAACGUAGUGGCAAGUCGUGUUGUUAGCAUGCGCGAGCGAAUAAAGCUGGACAUGAGCGAAUGUUCGUGUCAGGAACGCGAAAGGGGCGACGCUUCGCGUCGCCAUGGACGCGGUCGAGGGGUGCGAUCUACGCGCUCAGGCAGCGCUCAGCUGUGUUGUUGGCCAGUGCCCGUAUCAUGUAGAUGGCUUUAGGCCCCCGGCGUCUACACAGCGUAGAUGGCCCUUGAAAAUACAUCUACGCUGUGUAGAUAGAGCUUGUGCGUGCAUCUACACCCCAAAAAAUUUUCUUUUGGGGGGCAAGCCCCCCAAACCCCCCUGGAUCACCGUGUGUGUUUGGAUCCUGAUCGCCUGGAAUGACUGCAAAACAGAAAUAACAAUACAACAUCCUGUGCAUCAUACUGUAAUAUGAUUAGCUAUGGAUAGCGAUCAAAACGCGCCGGCUGCUGAGCCGGGCUCGCCAUCAGGGUCGAGUGAUGUUGUGAUUAUCGAGGAGGCAGGAGGCAGGAAAUGGUGGGUCGAGGUUCAUCGCAAGGCAAUUGCUGCGACCAGGGCCCUGGUCGCAGCCAUCAGCCCCCAAAAGAGGAAGAGCAGCCUCACGGCGAACGCUCCAAAGCCGGCUGCGGCGCGACCUGCUCAGAAGCCGCAACCGGCUGCACCGAAGCCGGCUGAGGCGAAGCUGGCUGAGGCGAAGCCGGCUGAGGCGAAGCCGGCUGGGGCGCCUGCUGCCACUCCGCCGUCUGCGCGCGAGUCGGCAGCCAAGAAGAAUCUCAGCGAGCAGUUCAGCAAUUCCGUGCAGGACCCCGCGACGCCGCAGGAGGUGGUGGUCCUUGACGACACGGAGGAUGACGACGACAAGGAGGAGGAUCUGCUGGCGAUGCUGACGGGUGAUACCGCCGCGGAGGAGAAGUGGCCCGAGGAGACACGGGCGCGCGCCAUCGCCAGACUGCAGCCCCAGCUUGCUGGAUACCCGGAUGUGAUUAUCACCAGGAAGUACACCCUGCAGUGCGGGCUCUGCAUCAGCGUGUUUGGCCUCACCACGGACAAGAACAUGGUCCUGCAGUGGACCUCCGAGGGCGGCGUCAAGCGGAUCACCAUGGCGAAUUUGCGUGAGCACUUCGACAGCGUGGCGCACAAGCGCGCAGCCAACAAGAAGGGCCAAAAGCCGAUUGUGGAGUUCCUCGCUAUCAAGGUCAAGAAGCUGGACAGUGACGCUACGGAUGUGGAGGUGCUGUCCAUGGAGCCCCUGAUGCCGGCGCUCUUCCGCUCGGCCUUCCACCUCGCCAAGUUGCACCGGCCCUUCUCGGACUUCCCGGACAUCCUGCGCCUGCACGCGUCCAACGGCACGCCGGGCAUCGUGUUCGGCGGCCCCUACGAGUCCGACACCGCCGUUGUCGACAUGGUGGAUUGCAUGUCGUACGCGCUGGAGGCACAGAUGAAGGUGGAGCUGGAGAACGCGCGAGCCAUCACGGUCCUGGUGGACGAGUCCACUGAUCGUGGCCGCAGCCACAACCUGGCCGUGUACGUGUCUUACGUGGGGCCUGGCUUCCGUGUUUACUGCCGGUUCCUCAAGCUGGUCCAGCUGGGCAGCAACUGCGACGCAGGCGCGCUGGAGAGCAAGCUGCUCGAUGCCCUGAAGGGUUUCAACGUCGACCUGACCAAGCUGUUCGGCUUCACCAGCGAUGGUGCCAGCGUCAUGACCGGCGACCAGACCGGCCUGUCGGCUAGGAUGCAGCUGCACAACCCGUUCAUGCUCCGGUGCGUGUGCUUGGCGCACAAGCUCGCACUGUGUGUCGCCAACGUGUUCGCCACCUUUCCCGAGCUGGUGAAGCUGGACGCCACCAUCACCACCAUCACCGGCUACUUCGCCUUCUCCUGCAACCGCAAGGCCCGCCUUGACGAGCUGCUGGAGGCGCUGGAGGAGGAGGUCCUGACCGUGCUGCAGGUGCACAAGGUCCGCUGGCUGUCCCGCGAGCGCGUGGUUACGCGGCUGCUCAAGCUGUACGACCCGCUGCUGGACUACUUCAAGGAGGAGGCUGAGGCGAACGAGAAGGGCGCGCAGGAGAUCUACGACACACUGCGGGAGGUGACCAACAUACUCCAUCUGCACUGCGUUGGGGAGGUGCUGACGGUGGUGUCCGGGCUGACCAAGGUGCUGCAAAGCCGCGAGCUGUCCUACCUGGACAUCGAGGCCCAGGUGCUGACCACGCUGGAGGUCCUGGAGCGCGAGUACACCACCGGCAAGAUGCUGAAGGACGGCCCCUUUGCGCGCCUUGUUUCAGAGCUGCGGGGCGCCAACGGCCUGUACCGCGGCAAGCACUGGAUCUCGGUCAAUGGUGUGGAGGACGGCCCCAACGAGUCGUUCGCAAUCACCAGAAUCGGCCUACUCGAGGUGCGGUCCACUAUCAAGAUCGUGACGGCCAUCAACGAUGACGUGCGUGGGCGCCUGCUCGGUGUUGUGGACGUCGCCAAGCACUUCAGAAUGUUCGACCCCAACCAGAUGGCCGCCAUCGCCUCCACCCCGGCAGAGGGCUUGUACGGUGACAUUGAGCUGGAGCAGCUGCUGGAUUGGUACGGCAUCGCGCACGAUGGGCACCCUGCUGUUGUGGACGCCCAGCAGUGCCGGACCGAGUGGCUGAAGGCGCGGCGGAACCUGCUGCGUGCGGCUCAGGCGGCCAAGAGGGUUGUGGUGGCCAAGGCGGAGGAGGAGGCCAAGAAGGCGCCCCUGGCCAAGAAGGCUGUAGCCGCGGCGGCAGGCAAGACGGCCGCACCGCCUGCGACGGCCGCACCGCCUGCUGUGGCUGCACCGCCUGCUGCGGCCGCACCGCCUGCUGCGGCCGCGAACGUGCGCAUCCCUACGCGCGAUUUCUGGGCGCUACAGCUGUACAACCUCGAGCAGACGUCGCCCGCUCUCAGCUUGCUAGUAAACAUCAUGCUGGUGCUGCAGGCCACCAGCGUGGAGGUGGAGCGCGGCUUCAGCACCCAGAACUUGAUCAAGACCAAGCAGCGAACCAGCCUUACCAUGCAGAACCUUGACGCGCUCAUGCGCGUCAGCCUGCUGGGUCCGGAGCUGGGCGACUACUCGGACUUCAACGGGAACUUGCUGGUGCCCUCGCUGAGGCGCUGGUUCGACAAGAAGAAUCGCUGCCCAGCGCGGAGCUGCCACGGGCCGCGGACCGGGCAGCAGGCGGAGGGGGAGGGGCGCGGUUAGGGGUAGGGACAGCGGGAGGGGCAGGGGCAGGGGCACGGGUGGGGAGAGGGGCAGCGGGAGGUGCAGGUGCAGGGAGCGGGGAAGUGGGAGCGGCAGGUGCGCGGCUAUGUUGAGGGCAUGGUUGCGAAGGCUUUGUACAAGGACAGAAACUGGCUUUUAGGAUGCGGACUGCGGCUUUUAGGAUGCGGACUAACGGCGUUUAGGGAACUCUGUGUGAAUAUUGAGAUGCAUGCGCAAACAGGCAAGCUAGGAUAGGCUCAAGAAUCUCACACACGUCUGGCUUCCCGUCUGUUCGCGUUCACGUUCAGCAAGCAGUUUGAUUAGCGUUUGCUGUCGCCACGAUCAUUUUACCGUACCGACGUGAAGGUCGAAGAGUUUGGGGGUCUUGCCCGCGGCGACACAGCCUGCAUGCGUCCAUCCCAAACAUUCCCCUAAGACUUCAAUGCUUAUAGCACAUGGUACGCGCCGUUGGGCAGGAGUUCUACAUGUAUACAACCCUGCGGAACAUGUGGCUUUUGCCGUCUAUCCUGCUACGG
This is a messenger RNA of Chlamydomonas reinhardtii, 3761 nucleotides long. RefSeq lists its product as uncharacterized. The coding region runs from base 433 to 3225 and encodes 930 amino acids. The transcript is spliced from 8 exons. Gene Ontology annotation, molecular function: protein dimerization activity. The record is from RefSeq and is a predicted model, not a curated record. Lineage: Eukaryota; Viridiplantae; Chlorophyta; Chlorophyceae; Chlamydomonadales; Chlamydomonadaceae.